This is a messenger RNA of Phlebotomus argentipes, 1611 nucleotides long. RefSeq names its product sodium channel protein Nach-like. NCBI's taxonomy places the organism in Eukaryota, Metazoa, Arthropoda, Insecta, Diptera, Psychodidae. Gene Ontology annotation, cellular component: membrane. The coding region runs from base 1 to 1611 and encodes 536 amino acids. The record is from RefSeq and is a predicted model, not a curated record. Gene Ontology annotation, molecular function: ligand-gated sodium channel activity. Gene Ontology annotation, biological process: sodium ion transmembrane transport. The transcript has 3 exons.
AUGACGACCGUGAAGAGAGUCAAGGUGACACCAAUUGAGAGCAUUAGCUCCAAAUUGGAGCCUGUGAGCAAGGAGAAAUUUCCGGACAAGCCUCAAGAUCCUGUUCGUUGGCUAAUCAACAGAUUCAAGCUCUUCUGCUCCGUCACGGCCCUCCAUGGCUUCGGACACAUUGUGCGCGAUGACAAUUCGCUGGCAGAGAAGAUCUUCUGGACCAUUUGCACACUGACAUCACACGCCACGGCCUUUGUCCUGCUCUGGUUCUCCUGGAACUGGAGCACUCUCACGCCUGUGGUCACGGUGAUUGAGAGCACACAUUACGCCACGUGGAAUAUCCCCUUUCCGGCAGUGACGAUCUGCAAUCUCAAUAAGAUCAAUGCCAAGAAAGCUCUGGCGCGCGCCACAGCCAUGCGACGACCGGACAAUGUGUCGGCCGAGGCGCUGGCAGACAUGUUCCACCAGCUGACCAUCUUCAUGGGCUACACGCACGAGUCCUCGGACGAUUUCUCCCUGAUUGACGAGACGCUGGAGAUGAACAACGUGACGGUGUUCCAACUGCUGCAGGAAUUGGCGCCCACGUGCCCAGAAACCAUGGACAGAUGCAUGUGGAAGGGCACUCAGACGCGAUGCGACACUCUCUUCCAGCCCAUCAACUCCACGCUUGGACUCUGCUGCUCCUUCAACUACUACGCCGCCGAGAAGAUGAAUUACCCCGCCAAGCUGCUGCACAGCAUCCCCAAGCAGCCGCGCAGAGUCACCGCUUGCGGCCACCAGACCGGACUCACGGUGAUCAUCGCGGCCAAUCUAGAGAACUACCACACCACAAUCCUCGGCAGCUCGGGAUUCCGCAUCAUGAUUCACAACUCCUACGACUUGGUGGAUGACAAUGCAGAGACGAAGAUCAUCGCUCCACGCCUUGAAGCCUUCUUAAGCGUCGCUCCGGAAGCCACUUACGCCACAAAGGACGUGAUCGGACUGCCCGUGUCGGUGAGGAAGUGCUUCAAUCCGACAGAGGUGAGAAUGUCCACGGUCGUGAAGUACUCCUACCUCAACUGCAUGGCGGAGUGCAGGAGUGAGAUCGCCGAAAAGUUGUGCGGAUGUGUGCCGCCGAACAUGCCCAACAACGGCUCCAGGCGCUUCUGUCAGAUGCGUGACUUGGCGUGCAUUGUCAAGCACAAGAACAUCUACAGCGGAGCUGCGCCGGGAUUCAACAUCACGCUCAGGGAGCCGGGAAAGGAUGAGUGGAUGGAGGAGACGCUCACGGUGUGUCCUUGCUUGCCGGACUGCGAGUACGUGAAGUACGGAACGGAGAUCACAACUGGAGCGUUCUCCAGGAACAAUUCCUUCAACGCUGUCAGCUUCUUCAAGGACAUCAAUCUCGACGACAAGGCGCUGGUGCACGUCUUCUUCCAAGAUCUCGUCUCGACACGGUACCGGAUGGACAUGAAUCAGAACUGGCUCAGUUGGCUGGCCACAAUUGGUGGGAUUCUUGGCCUGUUUCUAGGCUUCAGCAUCGUGACGGGAUUUGAGUUUAUCUACCUCUUUUCCCUCAGAGUUUUCUUUGAUCGUUAUGCAGAAAAACACCACCAGAAAAUUGAGCCCCCAACGAAGUGA